Messenger RNA from Leguminivora glycinivorella, 571 nucleotides. RefSeq lists its product as uncharacterized. The record is from RefSeq and is a predicted model, not a curated record. The transcript is spliced from 2 exons. Lineage: Eukaryota; Metazoa; Arthropoda; Insecta; Lepidoptera; Tortricidae. The coding region runs from base 96 to 545 and encodes 149 amino acids.
CAAUAAAACAUGGUUUACGAGAAUCAAUAAAAUGGGCAUACGUGUUUCACAUACAACUAACUAAGUUCUACAGAUUUAAGGCUUCAGAUCGCAGAAUGAUACUUUUAUUAUGUAUUGUAAUGUUAUGGAUGUCAGAAGCAGUCACGGAGCACAGAUACAGACGCUGGCCGCGAGUUAACGAAAUAAACACUCAAAUGUUUCUAAACAAAUUUAAUGAACGCAAAUAUAAUGAACCAGUAUACAGAAUGUAUUUACAAAAACCACAAAUGCCAAGAAAGAUAAACGUAUUUGAUUCUUUAGACAAGAAUUUUGACAAACACGAAAUUGUGACUACUAGACCCCUGAGCAUGGAGUUCCUCAACGCAGAGCUGAAACCUUUAAGUAAUGUAAUAAACACGGAUAAUGAUUUCGUUAACUUUAUCAUCCAACAUGAUGAUGCCAAUAAUGAUAUAAACGGUGUGAAUAAUGACGAAACUGUGAAACAAAAUGUUGUUGAAGAGAUGGAGGAGAAUAGUGACAUGUUUGAUUUUUGGUGGCUUGUUUAAACUAGAAUUAAAGAGUAAGACGUGGU